Chaetomium fimeti is the source of this 2382-nucleotide messenger RNA. Its product is annotated as Acetokinase family-domain-containing protein. Lineage: Eukaryota; Fungi; Ascomycota; Sordariomycetes; Sordariales; Chaetomiaceae. The transcript has 6 exons. Gene Ontology annotation, biological process: acetate metabolic process; phosphorylation. The record is from RefSeq and is a predicted model, not a curated record. Bases 1 to 2382 code for a protein of 793 amino acids. Gene Ontology annotation, molecular function: acetate kinase activity.
AUGUCGGCAUCCUGGCGCUCUGGCUCCUCUUCCUCCUUCGCCUCCUCGGCCCUGAGCGCCCCGCCGUCCCUCCCCCCGCAGCAUGCCAGCCCGGUCGACUCGACCUUCACACCCACCUCCGCCGCCAUUUCCGCCCUGACGGCCGACCCCGACUUCGCAGCGAUCUGUCUUCUGACACCCCGGCUGUCUAGAAAGCUAUUCGACCGGACGCCGAAUGAGAUGACCGUGUACCUCGGCCCUUGGGAGAUCGUAGGUGCCAAUCCGCGGCGCCUGCUGUGGCAAUGCAGUUAUGCGGGCGAGGUACUGGAGCAUUUCCUUCCGUCUGACAACCCCAACGAACUAUUCCCCCACACACUGCAUGCCCAGCAUCGCCGGUUCGGCGACCCACGGGAAAUGGAGCUCUACCUCUCCUUCUUAGAGCCGCAUCGGAUUCGGUACACCACCACCGACGGCAUAGUGCACGAUGAGUACAUCGAAGUCAAGUACGAGUUCACGACCGUCGAGGGGUCCGUCCAGCUACAGAGCGACAUCAGGAGGAGAGAUCUGAUCGAUUGGUUCGACGCUGACGUCGUCUGGUCUGACACCCACCGCAGGACAGACAACUACGGCAGCGUCAGGGGCUUGGGCACUAUUCAAAGGAUAAAACUGUGGCGGGAUAGAUAUUCGACGUUUCAUUAUCUCACAUUCUAUGCUAACCACCGACGACGCUGGAAAGAGUACCUCCUCGACGACUUUGACACAGAUUUUCGCCAGCGGGACGACCGGCACAAGCGGGUUCAGUUGGGGGCCCGCGGCGCCAGGAGAGGCAGUGCGUCCGAGAGCAGCCAAGGGCGCGGCCAGAGCCGCGAACGGCGCUUCUCGACGUCAAUAUUUUCCCGAUCUUCCAGACACAACAACCCCCCCGCCACUAAUGGCAACACAGCUUCGUCAUCCGCCCAGGGCGCUCUUGACAUACGUUAUCUCGGCAUUCAGUUUUCCCGGAACGCUAACAUCCAAGCCGGGAGCGAUGAUACCCGAUUUGCGCCUGCACUGCUCAGAGUGCGUUCCCCGAUGACUUCAAAAACCGAACCCCUCUAUGAAUUUGCCGGCAUAAUGAAGACGAUCAUCUUAUCCGUGAACGCUGGCUCCUCGUCAGUGAAGCUCUCGGUUUACACCGCUGAGCAGGGACAGUCGCCAACGCAAAUCGCAGAGGCCCAGGUGAGCGGCCUGACCGCACCUCCCGCGUCUCUCAAGUAUGAGCGGGGCGGCAAGACCGUUGUCAAGAGCCGCAAGGUGGAUGACCAGGUCAACGACCAACGGGAUGCGUUCAGCCUCAUCCUCAACACGCUCAUCGAAGACCACGACCUACAGGAGGUACAAGCCAAACACGACAUUGGCAUCAUAUGCCAUCGCAUUGUCCACGGCGGCGACUACACAAAGCCGCAGCUGAUAUCCGAUAAAACGUACCAUCACCUGGAAAACCUCAACGACCUCGCGCCCUUGCACAACGCCAAUAGCCUGCCCAUUGUGCGGCUGUGUGUCCAAGACUUUUCCUCGACACGCAACGUCGCCUGCUUCGACAGCCAGUUCCACUCCACCAUCCCCGAGCAUAUCCGCACCUACCCCAUCAACCAGGACGUCGCGCGCCGCGGCCGCCUCCGCAAGUACGGUUUCCACGGCAUCAGCUAUUCCUUCAUCACGCGGGCAACAGCCGAGUUCCUGGGCAAGAACCCGUCCAAAGUCAACAUCAUCGCGCUGCACCUCGGCUCCGGCGCCAGCGCGUGUGCAAUCAAAGACGGGAAGAGCUGGGAUACCAGCAUGGGUUUAACCCCCCUGGCCGGACUCCCAGGUGCUACGAGGAGCGGCAGUGUCGACCCCAGCCUCGUCUUCCACUACGCCAGCGACGUAGGCAAGCUCUCCCCGGCCUCGACCAAGGACCUGCACAUCUCGCGCGCCGAGGAGAUCCUCAACAAAGAAGCCGGGUGGAAGGCACUAGCAGGCACGACCGAUUUCAGCGUCAUCGCCGACGCCGACCCCUCGUCCCCCAAUGAUGAUGAUGACGACGACGACGCCAAACAAAAACGGCUCGCCUUUGACCUCCUCGUCGACCGCAUCAGCGGCUUCGUCGGCGCCUACUACGUCUCCCUGCGCGGGCGCGUCGACGCGCUGGUGUUUGCCGGCGGUAUCGGCGAGCGCAGCGCCCGGCUGCGCGCCGCUGUGGUCGAGCAGGUCGGCUGUCUGGGGUUUGUGCUGGAUGAGCGUGUGAAUGGUGAUUCGCCGGAGGGGGAUGAUGUCGUGGUGGCUGUGGGCAGGGAGGGGGUGGCGCCGCGGGUGCUGGUUUGUCAGACGGAUGAGCAGUUUGAGAUGGCGAGGAAUUGUGCGGAGGAUGCUGAGUUUUGGUGA